UGGCGGGAAUCCAUCCCUAGAUCACCAAACAAUAACAGAAAAGGAUCAACAAUGAGCGGACAAACAAAAUUGUUUGGCGACAAGGCCUUUGACCUGCUAAAGGAACUGGAGAGAUCAUCGCAGACCAUUCCCGCCUUCGACGACGACGGGGUGCGUCAGGUUCUGGAGGAGAUCAAGGCGAUAUUCGAGGAGAACGUGGCCCAGGCCUCCAGCUACAAUGCUUCCGGUGAUCGGAGCCUGUGGCCGCUGCUCAACUUUAGGCAUGCGGCUCUCCAGCGGAACAAGAGGUGCCUGCUGGCCUAUUUGUAUGAACGGUGCAAGAGGAUCAAGGCCCUGCGGUGGGAGUUCGGACCCAUCAUUCCUGGGGACAUCAAGCAGUCGCUCUGCGAACCGGAGGUGCACUUCUUCAACAACUACUCCAAGUCCCUGGCUGCCUACAUGUGCAGUGCUGGCUACAACCAGGGAUUGCCCAUCGAUCUCACUAACAACCUGCGUCCUCCGAAAUCCCUGUACAUAGAGGUGCGCUGCAUGGAGGAUUACGGAAAGUUCGAGCUGGAUGACGGCGAGGUGAUCCACCUGAAAAAGAACAGCCAGCACUAUCUGCCUAGGGCUCAGGUGGAGUCCCUUGUGAGGCAGGGCAUUCUGCACCACAUAGCAUAAAGUAAACUAGUUAAUGUUAUUUACUAAAUAUAAAUAAAUCCGGAAUGAUUUUUUUGAAAUGUUAAAAAUACAUAAUAAUUAU
Drosophila suzukii is the source of this 742-nucleotide messenger RNA. Its product is annotated as DNA replication complex GINS protein PSF1-like. The record is from RefSeq and is a predicted model, not a curated record. Lineage: Eukaryota; Metazoa; Arthropoda; Insecta; Diptera; Drosophilidae. Gene Ontology annotation, cellular component: GINS complex. Gene Ontology annotation, biological process: DNA replication; DNA strand elongation involved in mitotic DNA replication.